This is a messenger RNA of Lactuca sativa (garden lettuce), 1898 nucleotides long. RefSeq names its product signal recognition particle subunit SRP54 2. Gene Ontology annotation, cellular component: signal recognition particle, endoplasmic reticulum targeting; cytosol. Gene Ontology annotation, biological process: SRP-dependent cotranslational protein targeting to membrane; SRP-dependent cotranslational protein targeting to membrane, translocation. Lineage: Eukaryota; Viridiplantae; Streptophyta; Magnoliopsida; Asterales; Asteraceae. The record is from RefSeq and is a predicted model, not a curated record. Gene Ontology annotation, molecular function: endoplasmic reticulum signal sequence receptor activity; ATP hydrolysis activity; GTP binding.
UAGAAAUCAAAUUUGCACACCCAAGCCUAGUUGAAGCCGUGUAGGUGCGUCUAACAGCCAACCAUUCUGUAAGGUUUUUAGAAGACGUACUUAACCCGCCGGCGACACCGUUGUUUUUCCCCUGCAUUCAAACCCUAAAUCUGAAACCGUAACCUCUAUCGCAGUUUUGGUCAAUUAAGAAACCAGUGUUCGAUUUUGAUUCCAGUUUCCCUCUGAACAGAUCGUUGUUCAUCGUGUCACGCAAAUAAUCGAAGAUGGUUUUGGCGGAGUUAGGGGGGAGCAUUUCACGUGCUCUCCAGCAGAUGAGCAAUGCCACGAUCAUCGACGAGAAGGUCCUUAAUGAUUGCUUAAACGAGAUCACGCGCGCUCUUCUUCAAUCCGAUGUUCAGUUCAAGCUCGUUCGUGAUAUGCAAGCCAAUAUUAAGAAGAUCGUCAAUCUCGAUGAUCUCGCUGCAGGUCAUAACAAGCGGAGAAUCAUCCAGCAGGCUAUAUUUACCGAGCUCUGCAAGAUGUUAGAUCCUGGGAAGCCAUCUUUCACACCCAAGAAAAGCAAACCAAGUGUUGUCAUGUUUGUGGGUUUACAAGGGUCUGGGAAAACCACCACAUGUACAAAAUAUGCAUAUUACCACCAAAAGAAGGGCUGGAAACCAGCUUUGGUAUGUGCAGAUACAUUCAGAGCCGGUGCUUUUGAUCAAUUGAAGCAGAAUGCAACAAAAGCUAAGAUUCCAUUUUAUGGAAGUUAUAUGGAGUCAGACCCUGUGAAAAUUGCUGUGGAAGGUGUUGAAAGGUUCAAGAAGGAAAAUUGUGAUCUUAUUAUUGUUGAUACAAGUGGUCGACAUAAACAAGAAGUAGCCCUCUUUGAAGAAAUGCGCCAAGUUUCUGAAGCAACGAAACCGGAUCUUGUUAUCUUUGUGAUGGAUAGCAGUAUUGGUCAAGCUGCAUUUGACCAAGCUCAAGCGUUUAAGCAAAGUGUUGCUGUUGGAGCUGUAAUUGUUACUAAAAUGGAUGGUCAUGCAAAGGGAGGUGGAGCUCUUAGUGCAGUUGCAGCGACAAAAAGUCCGGUCAUAUUUAUUGGGACUGGUGAACAUAUGGAUGAAUUUGAAACUUUUGAUGUUAAACCGUUUGUCAGCCGUCUUCUAGGCAUGGGCGACUUGUCUGGAUUCAUGGACAAAAUUCAAGAGGUUGUUCCUAUGGAUCAGCAGCCUGAGCUUCUGCAAAAACUCUCAGAAGGGAAUUUUACAAUGAGGAUUAUGUAUGAGCAGUUUCAGAACUUGCUCAAAAUGGGUCCCAUCAACCAGGUUUUCUCAAUGCUUCCAGGAUUCAGUUCCGAAUUAAUGCCAAAAGGGCGUGAAAAGGAAAGCCAAGCAAAGAUCAAACGAUACAUGACAAUGAUGGAUUCAAUGACUAACGAAGAGUUAGAUAGCACAAACCCAAAACUGAUGAACGAUUCAAGGAUGAUGCGAAUAGCAAGAGGCGCGGGUCGUCAGUUGAGAGAAGUGGUUGAAAUGUUUGAAGAAUAUAAAAGACUAGCAAAAAUAUGGAGCAAAAUGAAAGGGCUUAAAAUCCCUAAAAAGGGAGAUAUGAGUGCCUUAUCAAGAAACAUGAAUGCACAACACAUGAGUAAGGUGCUUCCACCACAGAUGUUGAAGCAAAUUGGUGGCAUGGGUGGCUUACAAAAUCUGAUGAAACAAAUGGGUUCUAGCAAAGACAUGAUGGGUAUGUUUGGUGGUGCUGAUAAGUAGUAGUAAUCCCAUGACAUCAACUUGGUUAAAAUGCAACAGAAAUGUUUUGCUUAAUUAUACAUUUGGCUAGAAUUUUUGAAACUAGUUAUGUGGUUAUUACACAGAUUGUAAAAGACUAUUUGAAUGUGCUUAUGUAGAUUGUACAUGAUUUUGACA